AUGAGAAAGUAUUAUCCUGAGAGUGUCCGUGGUAAGAAGGAAAUUGAGUUCCACGAAUUGAAACAAGGGAACAUGUCAGUGACUGACUAUGUUGCUAAGUUCAUUGAAUUGGCCAAAUUUUAUCCGUACUAUGAUGGAGAGGGUGCAGAGUUUUCAAAAUGCGUUAAGUUUGAAAAUGGGUUACGCUCUGAGAUCAAGAAGGCUAUAGGUGAUAGAAGAGGUAAGCAGAAUCAGCAACGUGGCAAGCCUUAUGACACUCCAGCUGGAAAGGGCAAACAGAGAGCUGCUCCGGGCCAGAGAACAAGUGGGGGAGGUGCUCCUGCUCCGAUUAUGUGUUUUAAAUGUGGGAAGGCUGGUCAUAAGAGUACUUACUACACUGAUGACGUUAAGAAGUGUUUCCGUUGUGGCAAGACUGGUCAUAUGAUGUUUGAAUGCAGACAUAAAGAAGUGGUUUGUUUUAACUGCAGCGAAGAAGGACACAUUGGAAGUCAGUGUCAGAAACCAAAGAAGGCACAAACUGGUGGUAAGGUGUUCGCAUUGGCUGGUACUCAGACCAGCAUUGAGGACAGACUCAUUAGAGGUACUUGCUUCAUCAAUAGUAUGCCUUUAACUACUAUUAUCGAUACUGGUGCUACUCAUUGUUUUAUUGCUGCUGAAUGUGUUGAAAAGUUGGGUCUUGUGCUAUCUUCGAUUAAUGGCGAGAUGGUAGUUGAGGGAUCGAUUUCGGUAAUGUGCUGCUGCAAGGUUCAGUUGGGGUUUGUGAUUGCAAAGUGUUGUCUGGUUUAUUACUUUGAACCUUAUCUUUGUAGAAUGUUAGCAUUGGUUCAUUGUGCAGCGGGGCUGAGUGUAUUGGCAAGGUUCACACAGGUUUGGAAUUUGGGAGGUGGAAUGGUUAAGGCUCGUGGUUAUUUGGAGGCAUACAUUGGAUAUGAGCAAGACAUAGAGAUUGGUGUAUAUGGGGAGUAA
Vicia villosa (hairy vetch) is the source of this 966-nucleotide messenger RNA. RefSeq lists its product as uncharacterized. The coding region runs from base 1 to 966 and encodes 321 amino acids. The transcript is spliced from 4 exons. The record is from RefSeq and is a predicted model, not a curated record. Gene Ontology annotation, molecular function: zinc ion binding; nucleic acid binding. Lineage: Eukaryota; Viridiplantae; Streptophyta; Magnoliopsida; Fabales; Fabaceae.